Molecule: messenger RNA, 1023 nt
Organism: Paracoccidioides brasiliensis Pb18
Product: eukaryotic translation initiation factor 3 subunit I
Exons: 4
Coding region: 1-1023 (340 amino acids)
Biological process (GO): cytoplasmic translational initiation
Cellular component (GO): cytoplasm; eukaryotic translation initiation factor 3 complex, eIF3m
Molecular function (GO): RNA binding; protein binding; translation initiation factor activity
Source: RefSeq, a predicted model, not a curated record
AUGAGACCCAUCUUACUCCAAGGCCAUGAACGGUCUAUCAAUCAAAUAAAAUUCAACCGUGAUGGUGAUCUUCUGUUCUCAGUGGCAAAGGACAAGACUCUUUGCGCUUGGUUCUCCGCCAAUGGCGAAAGAUUAGGCACAUACCACGGACACCAGGGUGCCCUUUGGACUGUCGAUGUCGCUCCAAAUAGUGCUCUCGUUGCUACUGGUGCCGCAGACAACACCAUCAGACUCUGGAAUACGAAGACGGGCGAGUGUGUUAAGGUCUGGAACUUCCCUACAGCUGUCAAGCGGGUGGAGUUCAGCGUGGAUGGCAAGCGGCUGCUGGGCGUGACCGAGAAGCGCAUGGGAUAUCUGGCUACUAUUGUGGUGUUCGAUAUACGGUAUGGAGACAAAAAUGGAAACAACUUGGAUGACCAGCCUGAUGAGCCUACACUGAAGAUUACAUGCGAAGAGAGCAAAGCAACGGUUGCUGGGUGGAGUUUCUUGUCGAAAUAUAUCAUUGCUGGACACGAGGAUGGUAGUGUCAGCCAAUAUGACGCGAAGACCGGAGAACAACUCGAAAACGUCCAAGCCCAUGAAUUCGACUACCAAAUUAACGACAUUCAAUUUUCACCUGACAGAACAUACUUCAUCACUGCAUCCAAAGACAAGAGUGCCAAGAUAAUCUCCGCCCGAAACCUCGCCAUCCUCAAAACCUACGUAGCAGACACACCGCUCAACACCGCCGCCCUCACUGUAAAGAAAGAAUUCGUAAUUCUCGGCGGCGGCCAAGCAGCCAUGGACGUCACCACGACUGAUGCCCGCCAGGGUAAAUUCGAAGCCCGCUUCUACCACAAGAUCUUCGAGGACGAGAUUGGCCGCGUCAAGGGCCACUUCGGUCCCCUCAACACAAUCGCCGCGCAUCCGUUGGGGACAGCCUAUGCAUCUGGUGGAGAGGACGGAUACGUCCGUGUCCACCAUUUCGAUAAGCCGUAUUUUGAUUUCAUGUAUGAAGUUGAAAGGGAGCAGAUGCGGAGAUAA